ACUGUGGAUUGCUUGAGAAGCUCAGGAUUUCUACGUCGAAUUGUACAUGAGAAUGGACUGAAUUGAAAUCAUGGUCGUGAAUUCUGUUCAUUGGUUUCGAAAAGGGCUGCGACUUCACGAUAAUCCGGCUUUAGAGGAAGCCUUAAAUGGCGCUGAUACAGUGCGCUGUGUUUAUAUUUUGGAUCCGUGGUUUGCUGGUUCUGCCAACGUGGGAGUGAACAGAUGGAGAUUUUUGUUGGAGUCUUUAGAGGAUCUGGACACAAGUCUAAGGAAACUGAACUCGAGGCUUUUUGUAGUACGAGGUCAACCUACGGAUGUGUUUCCAAAGCUCUUCAAGGAGUGGAACGUCACCCGCCUGACCUUUGAGUAUGACUCUGAGCCGUACGGAAAGGAGCGCGACGGUGCCAUCAUUAAAAUGGCCCAGGAAUUUGGCGUGGAGACAAUAGUGAGGAACUCUCACACGCUCUACAACCCCGACAGGAUCAUUGAGAUGAACAAUAACAGCCCCCCAUUGACCUUCAAGCGAUUCCAGGCCAUCAUAAACAAACUGGAGUUACCCAGGAGACCCCUGCCAACCAUCACCAAGGAACAGAUGGACAGGUGCAGGACCAAGAUCUCUGACAACCACGAUGAACACUACAGCGUUCCCUCUCUCGAGGAACUGGGGUUUAAGAACCAGGGCCAGAGUGCAGCAGUGUGGAAGGGAGGGGAGACGGAGGCUCUGGAGAGACUCAGUAAACACUUAGACAGAAAAGCCUGGGUGGCGAAUUUUGAGCGUCCUCGAAUAAACAGCAGUUCGCUGUUCGCUAGCCCCACCGGUCUCAGUCCGUACCUCCGCUUUGGGUGUUUGUCAUGUCGCGUCUUCUACUACAACCUCCGGGAACUCUACAUGAAGUUGAGGAAACGCUCCAGCCCCCCUCUCUCAUUGUUCGGCCAGCUGCUGUGGAGGGAGUUUUUCUACACGGCCGCCACCAACAACCCCAACUUUGACCGCAUGGAGGGUAACCCCAUCUGCGUGCAGAUCCCCUGGGACCACAACCCUGAGGCGUUGGCCAAGUGGGCUGAGGGCCGGACGGGUUUCCCCUGGAUUGACGCCAUCAUGACCCAGCUUAGGGAAGAGGGUUGGAUCCACCACCUGGCCCGACAUGCUGUGGCCUGCUUCCUGACCCGCGGAGACCUUUGGAUCAGCUGGGAGAGAGGGAUGAAGGUGUUUGAAGAGCUGCUGCUGGAUGCAGACUGGAGUGUGAAUGCAGGCAGCUGGAUGUGGCUCUCAUGCAGUGCUUUUUUCCAACAGUUCUUUCAUUGUUACUGCCCUGUUGGCUUUGGCCGCAGAAUCGACCCCAGCGGAGAAUACAUAAGGAGAUACAUCCCAAAGCUGAAGGACUACCCCAACCGUUACAUCUACGAGCCAUGGAAUGCUCCAGAGUCUGUGCAGAAAGCAGCCAACUGUGUAGUGGGUGUGGACUACCCCAAACCCAUGAUCAACCACGCAGAGAGCAGCCGUCUCAACAUUGAGAGAAUGAAGCAGGUCUACCAGCAGCUCUCUCACUACAGAGGCCUUAGUCUGCUUGCAUCAGUUCCCACAAUCCAGGAAGAGGCAGAACCGCCCACAUCAGAUGACUCCUCCCAAGCCAGCAGCAGCACCAGCGGACCUGUUCCUACUCCUGCAUCCACCCCUACCCCUGACCCCGCCUCCACCCAACAGCAGCAGCAACAACAACAACAACAAGCAGCAAUAGCAGCCAUCCCCGCUCAGAGGAAGAGAGGCAGACCAGCAGAAUUACAGAGCACCCAAAAGUCUAAAGUUCAACACACCAGCCAGGCCAAAGCAGAUGACCAAUCAGAGGACAAGCAGUGACCACAGAUGCUGCCAGAUGCUAUCUUGGAAGAUUCACACAUACCGCAGAGAAGUAGAUUUGUCUCUCUUCACUUCCCAGAAAAACCAUCCAGCAGAUAAAAGGAGUUUUGCCCUCGCUCACUGCUUCAUGAUCUCCACUGACUUCAGCAAAACCUGAUUAGCCAUAGCAAAAACAACAAACAGCAACAAAGCAGUACGAAUGCCAAUAACAAACAGUGCGGUGACGCGGAGCGUCUUAGAGCUAGCGCUGCAGAUUUUUUGUUUUUUUUGUUUGUUUUUUUUUUCCUUUCCCUCUCAGCGUUCCCAAAUCUGCUUUUGUAAUAGUUUUACAGUUUUGAAUUUUUCAACCAAACAUUUAUAAGCGUGUCUAUAACGGUUUUCAUGGCUCACCGAUGCUUGUUUGUACAGUAGGGGUAAAUCUAACUUUGAUCAGAAGGCAGAGCUGAAAAUGGUACAGUUUCGACCAUUCGCUAAGGGCAUGUAAUUUCAUCGAUUAUUUGUGAAAUAUAGCUAUAUUUGAUAUGUACGGACUGCACCUUUAUGCAGUUAAAGUGAUUGUUGUUAAUAUUAAUAAAAGUUGAGUUAUAUUGAACUGUAUCGAAAUGCUGACCUGGGAAUAACUAAACCAGUGGUAUUUUUAAGGAGUAUUUCACAAAGCAAGAUCACCUAUUGGACAAUCAAGGCUUUUCAGAGCACAUACAUUAAAAGGAUCAGACUUACUGAAAAAUCUUGCCUUCUGAAAUAGCCCUGCUAUCUGCAAAUGUGGAGGGGGGGGGGAUUAUAAUCAUGUGCCCAGCAGCAUUACAAUUUAAGUACUAAGGAAUUAGCCCUCCCUGCCCGCUUUUACAUUUCUAUCCAACAUGAAAUAAAGACAAUAUCCAGUCCUAAAAUAGUAACAAACUGCAAUAUUCAUAUUCUGGUCGUCUUAUCUGAACUGUUUUUUUUGUUUUGUUUUGGGUUUUUUUUUAUCCUCAAAUCACUCGUCAUAGACAACAUGUACCUUUCCAUCUGUCACUAAAUAUUGUACAUUCCACACAAACAUGUGCAUUCACAGUAAUUUAAAGUGUCCUCCUGCUAAGUGGAAUAGCUUUAUUUAUUUUAUUGUAAUUUUUUUUUUUUUGUAUUGUACAAAAGAGUUUAUUUUCAUUAAAGCGCUGAUGUACUCAUGACCCAUUCUGUGCGGAGGCAUUAAUUUAUUAAAGCCCGUUAUACCACUCGCUUCUCUUAACCUUGGCCGUCAUUUUGGUGACAUAUUGCAUCUACAAUAUUUCAC
Molecule: messenger RNA, 3131 nt
Organism: Chanos chanos (milkfish)
Lineage: Eukaryota; Metazoa; Chordata; Actinopteri; Gonorynchiformes; Chanidae
Gene: cry2
Product: cryptochrome circadian regulator 2
Exons: 12
Coding region: 71-1858 (595 amino acids)
Biological process (GO): circadian regulation of gene expression; negative regulation of DNA-templated transcription; entrainment of circadian clock by photoperiod
Cellular component (GO): nucleus; cytoplasm
Molecular function (GO): FAD binding; DNA binding
Source: RefSeq, a predicted model, not a curated record